AUGCCAACGAAUAGUCGUUGUUUGUGUUUGGUUUGCAGUUAAAAACGUAUAAAAUAGUUUUACUGAUUGUGAAUUCAACAUGCAAUUAUUGAAAUAAUACAUAGGGUUUGUAAAUAAAACUCGAACAUGGCGCAAGAUAAAGGUGAUGAUGGGGUAGAUACCCGGCUAGAGUUCUUAAGUGAAUAUUUGCUGAAAACACUCAAACAGAAAAUUGACAAAUGGAACAAAUUCAUUGCUGGGGAAGAUAGGCAUAUCUUAUUUAGGUACUUUGAUGGCCCAAAGAUUCCCAUCUUGAUAUUUCGCAUGAAUGUUGCUGGGAUGUUGUCCUGCAGUCUCACAUUCCCUGCAGUAAAUAAAAGUAAACUUGUAUACUUACUAAGAAAAGAAGAGGAAAAAAUUACACAAGCCAACUUUCGGAAGAUUGUUACCUUAGGCGAGAUGUCGCCUAAUGUGUUGAUGGAUAUCAGCGUGUUGGCAGACGAAGUGGUCGGCCCCAUGUUGUGCAACCCUCAGAACCAAAUAGGUUGGCCGAAAAUCGUCCAGACAGACAUGAAGAGACAUGUCAAUGAACUCAGGAAUCUUAUGCAUCAGUUGAAAGGUGAGAUGUCCAGUCAAGUGAUGCUAGCAAUGCCGGCGGGUGUCGAGAACAUUUACCAUGCUGAGUCUAGGUUAAAGGAAAGCGAUGGGGAAGAUUUGGAUUUGCAGCUGAAAACUAACAUAGAAGGUGCUGUAAUAAAAUGGGCUAAACAAGUUCAUGAUUUGUUGCAAGAGGACUCUUACAUAGCAUUUAAAAGAACCAAGCUCCCGCUGCCUACAGCGGAUAUAGAUUUUUAUUCGCGACGUUUGCGCAACUUGGAAGGAAUAUACUCUCAACUGAGAGAUCCACGCGUGAAACGUAUGGCUCACUAUUUAGAGGAUACCCAUAGUGUAUAUCUCAACUGCUUCAAGACAAUGUUGACCAAUGUUGUGGCUUCUAUCGUGGAAUGUCGUGACAUCUACGUGUACCAGCGCCCUUUGAUUGGGUACUUUGAAAACUUUGAGGUGACGGACUUUUCUGAUGCCAAGCAUCUCAUUAGACCCAUGUUCCACUGCAUCGGUUUGCUGUGGGGCAACUCUCGGUACUUCUGCAAUGUGGAGAAGCUUAUACCCCUUCUACGAGAAGUUUGCAACCUGGUAAUCCAGCAGUGCACCAACUUCAUCGACCCGCCGUCCAUAUUCCAAGGAGAGCCUGAUGAACAAUUGAUGAAGUUGAGGAAGGGUAUCGCCAAUCUUAAUCAUUUCAUUGAAACAUACGAGAUGAACAGAGACAAAGUGCAUACAUUCUUUCCCCCGGGCGUGAUUCCGAUCCGAUGGUCUUUCGACUUCAAUCGCGUGUUCACGCGGUUUAAUGUGUACAUGAAACGCUUGAAAAUGAUCGAGGAGAUCCUCGAGGCCACCGUCGAGAUACUCAAACUGGAAAAAGUCGAGUUCUGCGGCCUUAGAGGGAAGAUUCUGAGCACAGAGUGUAUGAAGGUAUUGGAGGAAUAUUCGUUGAUAUACAACCAACUGGGCAAUAUCUCGUACGACCCGGCUGAUCCAGAGGACGACUCGUUCUUGGCGGACUACAAGGCGCACAUGAAGGUUCUGGAGGACGUCGACAAUCACCUCGCGUCGCUGUUUUCACAAGGAUUCGACGAAUGUCACAACUUGGAGCAUAUUUUUAAGUUCUUCCAAAUCAUUGGCGAUUUGUUUCACCGACCCAUAAUAAAAGAAGAGUUACAACCGAAACUGAUAAAGAUGGUGGAUUGGAUGCACGCAAACCUAGAUGCAGUGAAGCAGAUAUUUGACGAGGAGAUGGCGAAACUAACAAAAGGACCAGAGCGGCCGAUGGUAGAUUCGUACCUGCCUCCUGUGUCCGGUAUGAUCUGGUGGAUCCACAAGCUGCGGAAGAGGAUCCAGCAACCGAUGGAGGAGUUCAUCUUGUUUGAGGACCCGAUUAUAGACUCGGAUUAUUCUGUGUAUAUGAAACAGAAGCACAACGAGAUGCUGACGUAUCUGAACGCAGUAGAGGACAAACAGUUCAAGGCGUGGGCGCAAACAGUCCCCGCUAUCUGCAAGACACAUCUGGCCAAGAAUCUCAUUUAUAGGGAACCGCCCUUCGUCAGGAAUAACUUCAGUCCUGAGCUAGUAAUGUUGCUGCGCGAGAUCAGAUACCUGAAGUAUCUAGACAAGCAAGGCAUUCCUCAAGACGGACUGGAUUUGUACGCUCGAAAUGAGAAACUGCAGUAUGAUUUAAACCGCCUGAACCGAGCGAUAGCCUGGUACAAUGCGAUCCGCGAAGGCAGCCACGAGACGGAGGUGGCGCUCAUCGAGAAGGAGAUCUCCAUGAUCGACCAGCUACUCGGUCGCGGCGUUGAAGAGUUCACCUGGAACGAUGAUUUCACUGACUGGAUGAAUGAGGUUUACACGGCGAUCAACACGCUUCAAGAGCGGGUACUGGCGGCACAAAAUAAUGUGAGAAUAGGACUAAACACUAUAGCCUCGUGGGGUGACAAGCCUUUGCACAACCGCAAGGACAACCCGGACAAAAUGGAACUCUUGGACGUGCCUGGCCGACACCCGCGCUUGGUGUACCGACGGGAUAAAAUAAUUGACUGCCAUACAGAGUUCCGAGACAUUUUAGUCGAAAACUACAAGCUCUUCUUUAACAUCAUUGAUGAAGAGGAGGAAGAGUCAGAUGUGGAGGACUUAGAAGAAGUAGAUGAAGCGACUCUAGACGAUGAGGAGAAGGCGGCGCGAGCUCUCAAGAUGCAGGAGAUCAUUGAACUGCGCGAGCAAAAGCGGCUUGAGAAGGAAGAGAAGCAACGCUUGAAGGAAGAAGCUGAAAAUAUUAAGUUCGAACGGCGAGAGGCGCGCCGACUGAAGAGAGAAGCCAAGGCAGAAGCGAAGGCUGAACGUCAGGCACGUAGGGAUACUGGUGAAGAGGUGGAGUCACCAGCGGAGGAAGAGGAAGUGAUCACGGAUCCAGAUGAGCUAGCAGAUAUUGAGGCGGAAAGGAAAGAGAUGGAAAUAGAGGCCUUCCGGGCGGAGCGAUGGCCGGCGUACGUGAAAUACGUCGAUUCACUGGUGUCCGCUCAAGUGAUGAAAGCGAUUCAAACAAGUUUAAAUCUGUUCGAAGCGCAGACUAAUUUGGAAUCCGGGCCAAAUGUAGCGUUUAUGGAAGUAGUAGCCGAGUUAAGAGACCCAGAUAUCUACUUCGCGCCGUCUCUGGACUUGGAAGAGCCGGACGGGCUGUACGACACGAUGAAGGAGAUGAUGAAGGACAUGUUCCUGCAGGCCACACUGUUCCCCAGGAUCGACCCCAUUGUCCCCAUCGCCUCUUACGAAGAUGACAUAGCGAAAGAAGACGCCAUGAUAGACUUGUAUCACGAAAUAUUGAAAAGGAUCGAGCAAAGCAUUAACGAUGUUGUCAAUUAUACUUCGAAAUACGAGAAGUUCGCUCCGUUGUGGCAUGAGGACCGCCAAGAGGUCCUGACCAACUUCUUGAAAUAUGGCCGUCACAUCUCACCAGAGGAGUUUGACAAGUAUAAGUUCGAAAACGGCGCCGAGCCGCCAGAGCAAAAACCCACUCUCGAUCAGUAUACUGUUGAGAUCGACAAAUACAACGCUAUGUACGACGAGGUGUCUGCGUUGCCGUCGUCGUAUCUAGCCAACGGUUGGCUCCGGCUCGACUUGAAGUUGCUCAACCAGGCCAUCAUGAAUAUAAUUUGCAAGUGGAGCAACCUGUACAAACAAAACUUGAAGGAUCAUGUUCAUAAGAGUUUGGAUGACCUUGAAACGUUCAUCGCAUAUGCGACGAAGGAGCUCUCAGUAGAGUUGGCAGAGGACGACUAUGAUGGACUCUUGCGCGUGAUGGGUGUGCUGAACGAAGUGCGAGCCAAGAUGGACGCUAACACCGACCAAAUGUUCGAGCCACUCAGGGAUAUCAUCGAGGUCCUCAGGGAUUACGGCGUCGAGUUCCCUGAAGAGAUCUAUGAUCAGUUGGACGUACUGCCAGAGAAAUGGCGCAACCUGGUGAAGCUGGCGACGGUGAUGAAGAACAAUGUGGCGCCGCUGCAGGCCGCGCAGGCCGCGCUUAUCGCCAAGAGGGUCGCGCUCAUCAACUUGCGCCUCACCAUGUACCGCGAGCAGUUCAAGCUCAAAGACAUGUUCCUAGAAUCGUGCAAGGAGCCGUACAGACAAAUUGAUAAGGUGAACCGCGAACUGAUGGAAUUCGAGGGUAUACUCGAAACGCUCAAAAAGUCGUGCGGCUUGUUCGACAUACAGCCCCCGGAUGAGAAGAACCUGAAGGCUUGCAGGCGGGAACUGAGACUUAUUAAGACUCUAUGGGACUACUACUAUUUGGUGAUGGGCACAAUAGAGUUCUGGAAGAAGUCGCCGUGGAAGAAGAUCGACGCAGACGGCAUGGACCAAGAGUGCAAGCGGUUCACUAAGGACCUCAGGCAGCUCGACAAAGACAUGAGAUCUUGGGAGCCAUACCCGGCUAUAGAGUCAACGAUAAAGAAUUUGAUGACUUCAUUGCGAGCAGUUACUGAUUUACAGAAUCCAGCUAUCAAGGACAGACAUUGGCUAGAAUUGAUGAUGGCGACCAAGGUGAAAUUCGCUAUCGAUGAUGAUACAACUCUUGCUGACUUGUUGGCUCUGAAUCUUCACAAGUAUGAGGAAGAAGUUAAGACGAUUGUUGACAAGUCUGUCAAGGAGGCCGCUAUGGAGAAGACACUCAGAGAGUUGGAGGCAACCUGGGCUGCCAUGGAGUUUGAGUAUGUUCCCCACGACAGAACCGGAGUCAAACUACCAAAGGCUAGUGAAGAGUUGGUAGAGACGUUAGAAGAUAACCAGAAUCAAGUACAAAAUAUGUUGUCGUCCAAAUUUGUUGGAUUCUAUGAGACUGAGGUGAACGAAUGGGCGAAGAAGCUGGGCACUGCAGACGCGGUUUGUGCCCUCUGGUUUGAUGUACAGCGCAAAUGGCAGUACUUGGAGAGCAUCUUCGUGGGAUCUGAUGAUAUCAGAUCUCAGCUGCCGGAGGACUCGAAGAGAUUCGAUUACAUUGACAAGACCUUCAAGGAAUUGUUGAAAGACAUUGGUCAGACUCCUAAUGUGAUCGUAGCCACAAAUAAGCCCGGUCUAUUGGAGAAGUUAGAGGAUUUGAUGAAGAAUCUCAAUCUCUGCGAGAAAGCGCUCAACGACUACUUGGAGACCAAACGUUUGGCUUACCCUCGCUUCUACUUCGUGUCGUCGGCGGAUCUGCUGGAUAUUUUAUCCAACGGCAACAACCCACCGGCUGUGUGCCGCCACCUGACGAAGCUAUACGACAACCUGGCAGUCCUAGUGUUCCCCUCGGCGGGCAGCAAGCACGCCUUCGAGAUGAUAUCCAAGGAGAACGAGGAACACGUGCCCUUCAAAGCGCCAUGCUGCGAUUGCUCCGGCAAGGUGGAAGUUUGGUUAAAUCGCGUAACGGACUGCAUGCGGUACACGUUGCGCGACAUAUUCGAGCACAGCGUCAAGUCUUAUGAGGUGAAGCCUCGUGACGAGUGGGUGUUUGACUGGCCAGCGCAGCCCGCGCUGGUGGGCACGCAGAUCUGGUGGACUACCGAGACCAACCAGGCAUUUGAGAAGCUAGAGGAAGGUUAUGAGAACGCAUUAAAAGACUAUCAGAAGAAGCAGAUUGCCCAGCUGAAUGCUCUGAUCGUGCUUUUGUUGGGCGACCUUACAGUGGGCGACCGUCAAAAGAUCAUGACCAUUUGCACCAUUGACGUGCACUCUCGAGACGUUGUCGCCAAGCUAAUCGUUGCCAAGGUCGAGAAUUCCAAUGCCUUCCAAUGGCAGAGUCAGUUGAGACAUCGUUGGGACAACAAACUGGUGAACUGCUAUGCGAACAUUUGCGACGCUCAGUUCCUAUACGACUACGAGUACCUGGGUAACACGCCGCGACUUGUCAUCACUCCACUGACUGAUCGCUGCUACAUCACCUUGACGCAGAGCUUGCACUUGAUAAUGGGUGGCGCCCCAGCCGGCCCGGCCGGUACGGGCAAGACUGAGACUACGAAGGACUUGGGACGAGCUCUCGGCAUCAUGGUCUAUGUGUUCAACUGCUCUGAACAGAUGGACUACAAGUCCUGCGGAAACAUCUACAAAGGCUUAUCUCAAACCGGUGCGUGGGGAUGCUUCGAUGAGUUCAACCGAAUAUCCGUGGAAGUGUUGUCCGUAGUAUCGGUUCAGGUGAAGUCUGUGCUCGAUGCCAUCAAGGCCAAGAAGAAGAAGUUCGACUUUAUGGGCGAGUACAUCGUACUCAUCCCAACUGUUGGCAUGUUUAUCACCAUGAAUCCCGGAUAUGCUGGGAGAACUGAACUGCCAGAGAAUCUGAAGGCUCUGUUCAGACCAUGUGCAAUGGUAGUGCCGGACUUCGAGCUGAUUUGCGAAAUCAUGUUGGUGGCGGAAGGGUUCCAAGAAGCUCGGCUGCUGGCGCGCAAAUUCAUCACGCUGUACACCCUGUGCCGUGAGCUGCUCUCGAAACAGGACCACUACGAUUGGGGGUUACGGGCUAUCAAGUCCGUGUUGGUCGUCGCCGGGUCCUUGAAGCGCGGUGACCGCCUGAGACCCGAAGAUCAAGUGCUGAUGAGAGCUCUGCGAGACUUCAACAUUCCCAAGAUCGUGACAGACGACACGCCCGUAUUCAUGGGUCUUAUUGGGGAUCUGUUCCCCGCGUUGGAUGUGCCCAGAAAACGGGACUUGGACUUCGAGAAGAGCUUGGUUGACGGAGCGCUAUCUAUGAAACUGCAGCCCGAGCCUGGAUUCAUUUUAAAGAUGGUGCAGUUGGUAGAACUGUUCGCGGUGCGGCACUCUGUGUUCAUCAUUGGUUUCGCCGGCACCGGCAAGUCUAUGGUGUGGCAAUGUUUGAAUAAGACGUACGCUAUGCUCAAACUGAAACCGUAUUACAACGACCUAGAUCCUAAGGCAGUAACAAACGACGAGUUGUUUGGCAUCAUUAACCCGGCGACUCGCGAGUGGAAGGACGGUCUGUUUUCCACCAUCAUGCGCGACAUGGCCAACAUGCCUGGCGAUGGACCCAAGUGGAUCGUGCUGGACGGGGACAUUGACCCUAUGUGGAUCGAGAGCUUGAACACUCUCAUGGACGAUAACAAGGUACUGACGUUGGCCAGCAACGAACGGAUUGCGUUGACCAAGAUGAUGCGGCUGCUGUUUGAGAUCUCUAACCUGCGCACGGCUACGCCCGCCACUGUAUCGCGCGCUGGCAUUCUCUACAUCAACCCCCAGGAUUUGGGCUGGAACCCAUUCGUGGCGUCGUGGAUUGACACGACUCGCGACGACGAGUCGGAGAAAGCGCUGCUGACAGUGAUGUUUGACAAGUACAUCCCGUCGCUGCUCGAGUCGUGCAAGAAGUACAAGCGCAUCACACCGCUGGUCGAACUGCAGCAGAUACAGCUCACGUGCUACCUGCUGGAGUGCUUCCUCACCAGGCAGAACGUGCCCAGCGAUUGUCCGAAGGAAUGGUACGAAAUCUACUUCGUAUUUUCAAUAGUUUGGGGCUUCGGCUCCGCGUUGUUCCAAGACCAGCUGGUGGACUGGCGCAACGAAUUUAGCAAGUGGUUCUGCAAUGAGUUCAAGCAGAUCAAGUUCCCCGCUUCAGGGAACGUGUUCGCCUUCUUCAUCGACCCGGAGACCAAGAAGUUCCUGCCCUGGUCUGAGAAAGUGGAAUCCUUUGAACUCGAUCCCGACUUGCCGCUGCAGUCCUGCCUGGUAUCGACGUCGGAGACGACGCGUAUCAAGUUCUUCAUGGACCUGCUUAUCCCGAAGGAGAAGCCGAUCAUGUUGGUAGGCAGCGCCGGUAGUGGAAAAACUGUCAGCGUGGCCGCCAAACUCAACUCGUUGCCCGAUAGCUUUGCCGUCACCAAUGUGCCACUCAAUUUCUACACCUCGUCCGAAAUGAUUCAGAAAGUGUUAGAGAAGCCGCUGGAGAAGAAGUCUGGUCGUAACUACGGUCCACCCGGCAGCAAGUACAUGAUCUACUUCGUGGACGACAUGAAUAUGCCUAUGGUGGAUAAGUACGGCACUGUGCAGCCACACACGCUCAUGAGGCAGUACAUUAACUACAAGCAUUGGUAUGACAGACAGAAGCUACAAUUGAAGGACAUAUCGAACUGCAUGUUCAUAUCAUGCAUGAACCCCACUGCUGGCUCCUUCACUAUAGAUUCGCGACUUCAAAGACAAUUCUGCACUUUUGCUGUCAGUUUCCCAGGUCUGGACGCGUGCUUUCAUAUCUACAAGCAGAUCCUGUCGCAGCACAUGGCGCUGGUGCACAACAAGUUCACCACGCAGGUACAGCGUUACGCCGAAACGCUGGUGAACGUGGCGCUGGCGCUGCACAACAAGCUCGCUUCCACCUUCCUGCCCACUGCCAUCAAGUUCCACUACAUAUUCAACCUCCGAGACCUUUCCAAUAUAUUCCAGGGUCUACUGUUUACGACCGGUGACGCCAUCAAGACGCAGUCGGACCUGAUUCGGCUGUGGAUGCACGAGGCCACGCGAGUGUAUUCCGACAAGCUGAUAGACUCCGCCGACAACGAAGCCUUCGUGAAACUCAUCGCUGAUAUGAUUAAGAAAAAUUGUGAGGACUACGAUGAAAACGUCGUAUUCGAGAAGCCGCUGAUCUAUUGCCACUUCGCUGAGGGCAUCGGCGACCCCAAGUACUUCCCGAUCCACGACUGGCCGCACAUCAAGCGGCUGCUGGACGAGUCGCUGGCCGGGUACAACGACCUCGUGGCCACAAUGAACCUCGUGCUCUUUGAGGACGCCAUGUACCAUAUAUGCAGGAUUAACCGUAUAAUGGAGGCGCCCCGAGGCAACGCGCUUCUGGUGGGCGUGGGUGGGUCGGGCAAGCAAUCACUGUCGCGGCUCGCGGCCUUCAUCUCCUCGCUUGAAGUGUUUCAAGUGCAACUGCGCAAGGGCUACGGCAUCGCUGAUUUGAAAAUUGAUCUGUCUGGGUUGUACGUGAAAUCCGGCUUAAAGUCGAUCGGGUGCGUGUUCCUGAUGACGGACGCGCAGGUGGCGGAGGAGCGGUUCCUGGUGCUGAUCAACGACCUACUGGCCUCCGGGGAGAUCCCUGAGCUCUUCCCCGACGAGGAUAUCGAGAACCUAAUCAAUGGUGUUAGAGGAGAGACUAAAGCAUCCGGUAUUCCAGACACGCGAGAAAACUGUUGGCGAUUCUUCAUUAAUCGUGUGAGGACAAUGCUAAAGGUGGCGCUGUGUUUCUCGCCGGUGGGCGCGACGUUACGUGUUCGCGCGCGUAAGUUCCCCUCUAUCGUGAACUGCACUGCUAUCAACUGGUUCCACGAGUGGCCGGCUGAAGCGCUGCGCUCUGUCUCCACGAGAUUCCUCGCUGAAGUAGAAUCUUUACCGCCGGAUCUAGUGCAGCCAGUAGCGAACUUCAUGUCGCAUGUACACACAAGCGUGAACGAGAUGUCAGCAGUGUACUACCAGAACGAGCGGCGGUACAACUACACGACUCCCAAGACCUUCCUUGAGCAGAUUGCGCUGUAUGGGAAACUCCUCAACGAGAAGACCAAGAACUUGAAGAUGAUGAUUGUAAGACUCGAGAAUGGGUUGGAGAAACUCGCGUCAUGUGCCGGUGAUGUCGCUGUCUUGAAGGUGACUUUAGCAGAUCAAGAAGUAAUCCUGAAAGAGAAAAACAAGGCAGCAGAAGCACUUAUUGAAGUAGUGGGCGCGGAGAGUGAGAAGGUGUCCAAGGAGAAAGCAUUUGCUGCUGAGGAGGAAAAGAAAGUCAAAGUGAUUGAAGAGGACGUAACGAUCAAGGCUAAAAUUUGCGCCGAUGAUUUGGCUAAAGCUGAGCCUGCGUUGCUCGCGGCUCAGGAGGCCUUGAAUACAUUGAACAAGAACAACUUGACGGAGUUGAAGUCAUUUGGCUCUCCGCCAGACGCCGUCGUCAACGUAACCGCAGCUGUGCUUGUACUGUUCUCUAAGAAGGGAAAGAUACCCAAAGAUAGAUCCUGGAAGUCUUGCAAGUUGAUGAUGGCUAAAGUUGAUCAGUUCCUGUAUGACUUGGUCUACUACGACAAAGAGAAUAUUCAUCCGGAUGUUAUUAAAGCGGUGCAACCGUACAUCAAGGACAAAGACUUCAACGCGGAGUUCAUAAUGGCCAAGUCGGCGGCGGCGGCGGGGCUGUGCGCGUGGGUCAUCAACAUCGUCAAGUUCUAUGACGUAUAUGUGGUGGUAGAGCCCAAGCGGCGCGCGCUCAAUGCCGCCAACGCAGAGCUGCAGGCCGCCAGGGACAAGCUGUCCUUCCUCACUGAUCAGAUCAAAGAACUGGAAGAGAAACUGGACAUUCUGCUGAAGCAGUUCCAAGAGGCGGUGAACGAGAAGAUGAAGUGCCAGGCGGAAGCCGACGCCACCACCGCUACCAUCGACCUCGCCAAUCGGCUCGUCAACGGACUCGCUUCCGAGAAAAUUCGUUGGUCUCAAACGGUGGUGAACCUGAAGGAGUCCGGCGUGCUGCUGCCGGGCGACGUGUUGCUAGUGACGGCGUUCAUAUCAUACGUGGGCUGCUUCAUGCGCCGCUACCGACAGCAGCUCCUCAACGAGGACUGGGUACCUACGCUGCAAAAAACUAACCCAAAAAUCGAGACGACACCGGACCUGGACCCGCUGUCGAUGUUGACGGACGACGCGCAAGUGGCGGGCUGGAACAAUGAGGGGCUGCCCACCGACACCAUGAGCACAGAGAACGCUACCAUCCUUACCAACUCUGCGCGCUGGCCGCUCAUGAUCGACCCGCAACUGCAGGGCAUAAAAUGGAUAAAGUCUCGCUAUGGGGACGGGCUGGUGGUGAUUAGACUGACGCAGCGUAACUACUUGGACCGCAUCGAGCGCGCCGUGAGCAACGGAGACGUGGUGCUGUUGGAGAACAUCGGCGAGACGGUCGACGCCGUGCUGGAGCCGCUGCUGGGCCGCGUGCUCAUUCGCAAGGGGAGAGUACUUAAGAUCGGCGACAGAGAGAUUGACUUCAACCAGUCGUUCCGGUUCAUCAUCCAGACGAAGCUGGCCAAUCCUCACUACCAGCCCGAGAUGCAGGCGCAGUGCACACUUAUUAACUUUACUGUCACCAGAGAUGGUCUAGAAGAACAGUUGCUAGGUGAAGUAGUAAAGGCUGAGAGACCAGAUUUGGAAGCGUUGCGUGCAGGGCUGACCAAACAACAGAACGACUUCAAGAUCACACUGAAAUCGCUGGAAGACGACUUGCUUAAGCGGCUGUCUUCCGCUGGACCUGACAUCCUUAGCGACUCGGCUUUGGUUAUCAACCUCGAGACGACCAAGAAGACUGCCGCAGAUAUUGAGGUUAAAGUCGAAGAAGGCAAGACCACUUCCCUCAAGAUUGACGAGGCUAGGGAGAAGUACAGGCGAGCGGCGACCCGCGCCUCCCUUCUAUACUUCAUCCUGAAUGACUUGCACAAGAUCAACGCGAUGUACCAGUUCUCCCUAAAGGCUUACAGCGUCGUGUUCAAAGAUGCCAUUGCCAAGACUCCCCCAGCCGAGGACCUGGAGUCAAGAGUCGCCAAUCUGCUAGAGAGCAUCACUUUCCAGGUGUACGUGUAUACGAGCAGAGGGCUCUUCGAGAGGGACAAGCUUGUGUUCCUGUUUCUGAUUGCACUUCAGGUGCUGCAAGCGGACGGCAAGAUCGAGCCGAAGGAGUUGGACUUCCUGUUGAAGUAUGCUGUGGCCCCGGAACCUUCGCCAUACUCCUGGCUGUCCAACAACAGCUUUGGUGGCAUCAUCGCCCUUGCCAAAAUGGAAGCUUUUGAAAAUCUUGAUAAGGAUAUCGAAGGCGCAUCGAAACGAUGGCAGAAGUACACUGACGGUGAGGCUCCCGAGAGAGACAAGCUGCCGGGUGAGUGGAAGAACAAAACGGCGUUGCAGCGCCUGUGUAUCAUCCGAGCUUUGCGACCCGACAGAAUGUCAUACGCCUCUAACGCGUUCUGUGAAGAGAACCUGGGAACGAAAUUCGUUGAGGCGAGAACACCUCCACUAACGAAGUCGUUUGAAGAGUCUAAUUGCACCACCGCCAUGUUCUUCAUCCUAUCGCCUGGUGUGGAUCCUCUAAAGGAAUUGGAGAGGCUUGGUCGCAAGAUCGGCUUCACGACGGACAAGAAGAAUUUCCACAUCGUGUCGCUGGGGCAGGGCCAGGAAGUGGUGGCCGAGGAGGCCAUGGGCAUUGCGUCCGCCAACGGUCACUGGGUCAUCCUGCAAAACAUCCACUUGGUUGCUAAGUGGUUGCCGGCUCUCGAGAAGAAACAAGAGGAAAUGUUUGAAAAUCCGCUGCCGCAGUACAGAUUGUUCCUGAGUGCAGAACCGGCCGCGUCAGCAGAGUACCACAUCAUCCCACAGGGCAUUCUAGAGUCUGCUAUCAAGAUCACCAACGAGCCGCCUAGCGGGAUGUGGGCCAACUUGCAUAAGUCGCUAGACAACUUCACCCAAGAGACGUUGGAGAUGUGCAGCAAGGAGGCAGAGUUCAAGGCCGUGCUGUUUGCGCUCUGCUACUUCCACGCUGUCGUUGCCGAGAGACGCAAGUUCGGGCCCCAAGGAUGGAACAGAUCUUAUCCGUUCAACUUCGGUGACUUGACGAUCUGUGUGUAUGUGUUGUUCAACUACCUGGAGGCAAACCCGCGAGUGCCGUGGGAGGAUCUGCGCUACUUGUUCGGAGAGAUCAUGUAUGGUGGCCAUAUCACCGAUGAUUGGGAUCGUCGUCUCUGCCGCACCUUCCUGCUCGAAUACAUGCAGCCAGAACUCGUGGAUGGUGAGGCGCAGUUAGCGGUCGGCUUCGUGUCCCCGCCUAACUCUGAUUACCAAGGGUAUCACCAGUACAUCGACGACUUCCUGCCCGACGAGACACCCUACCUCUACGGCCUGCACCCCAACGCUGAAAUCGGAUACCUUACCACUGUUUCUGAGCGUUUGGCUAAGGUGGUAUUUGAAAUGCAACCCCGCGAUGCAGGUGCUGCAGCCGGCGGCGGAGCAAGUAAAGAAGAGACGGUAAGAGGUAUACUGGAAGAAAUUAUGGACCGCGCCCCCGAGCCGUUUAACUUGGCUGAGCUUAUGGCGAAGAUGGAAGAUCUAACGCCGUUCACUAUCGUGGCGCUGCAGGAGUGUGAGCGCAUGAACCGCCUCAUGGGGGAGAUCAGACGUUCGCUAAAGGAACUUGAACUCGGCCUUAAGGGCGAGUUGACGAUCAGCAGCGCCAUGGAGGACUUGAUGGAGUCGUUGUUCAUGGACAACGUGCCGGCGUCGUGGACCGCCCUCGCAUACCCGAGUCUGCUCGGGCUCGCCUCCUGGUUCUCAGACCUCUGCAUGCGGCUCGUCGAGCUUGAGAACUGGUCCGGAGACUUCAAUCUGCCCCCGGCGGUGUGGCUGGCCGGGUUCUUCAACCCGCAGUCGUUCCUCACGGCCAUCAUGCAACAGACGGCCCGCAAAAACGAGUGGCCGCUCGACAAGAUGUGCCUCAACUGUGACGUCACCAAGAAGAGUAGACAAGACUUCAACGCGCCGCCGCGUGAGGGCGCAAACAUCCACGGGCUGUACAUGGAGGGCGCGCGCUGGGACACGGUGACGGGUGGAAUCGUGGAGUCCCGCAUGAUGGAGCUGUUCCCCAUGAUGCCCGUCAUCUACGUCAAGGCCGUCACACAGGACAAGCAGGACACGCGUAAUGUGUACGAGUGCCCUGUCUACAAGAUUCGCAUGCGCGGCCCAACGUUCGUGUGGACGUUCAACCUGAAGACGAAGGACAAACCCACUCGUUGGACACUGGCCGGCGUCGCUCUGUUGCUCGGCGUCUAACUCUAUCCCGCAUUUCGCCUCCUAGUUACCAGCUUCUGAUGUGCAAGUAUUUAUGCUCU
This is a messenger RNA of Pectinophora gossypiella (pink bollworm), 13961 nucleotides long. Its product is annotated as dynein beta chain, ciliary-like. The record is from RefSeq and is a predicted model, not a curated record. Gene Ontology annotation, molecular function: dynein intermediate chain binding; ATP binding; minus-end-directed microtubule motor activity. The transcript has 85 exons. Bases 127 to 13902 code for a protein of 4591 amino acids. Gene Ontology annotation, biological process: microtubule-based movement. NCBI's taxonomy places the organism in Eukaryota, Metazoa, Arthropoda, Insecta, Lepidoptera, Gelechiidae. Gene Ontology annotation, cellular component: dynein complex.